UUUUUAUCACUCUUAAAAGUUUGCAUCAUAAAAACAAAUUGAAUUUUCUCUAUAAACUUUGUGUAUGUGGAUAAAUUGCAUUCGUUUACUUUAGAAUGUCGCAAAAUUCAUUUCUAAAGUAUUUUUACAACUUGUAUAUAUUCUGCAGUAAAUGACAUCAACAUCCAUUCUGUGUUAAUACUAAACAAAUUGAAAUUAAUAUAUAACAAUGGCAUAUCAAACACUCAGGCAGGAGUACUUACAAAUGCCUCCAGUCACUAGAGCUUACACAACUGCUUGUGUACUAACUACUUUGGCAGUUCAAUUAGAUGUAGUUUCUCCUUUUCAACUAUAUUUCAAUCCUCUUCUGAUACUGAAACAGUUUCAGGUAUGGAGGUUGAUUACAACAUUCUUAUUUUUUGGAAACAUUGGAUUUAAUUUUUUGUUUAACAUGAUUUUUACUUACCGUUAUUGUCGAAUGUUAGAAGAAGGAUCAUUUCGUUCAAGGACUGCUGAUUUUGUUAUGAUGUUUUUAUUUGGUGCUAGUCUAAUGAUUAUAUGGGCUUUUUUUAUAAAUUUACUGUUUUUGGGACAAGCGUUCACAAUUAUGUUAGUUUACAUUUGGUCUCGAAGAAAUCCUUAUGUAAGGAUGAAUUUUUUUGGUGUUUUGAAUUUCCAGGCUCCAUAUUUACCCUGGGUAUUGCUGGGAUUUUCUAUUUUAUUGGGAAACACACCAUGGGUUGACCUAAUGGGUAUUGUUGUUGGUCAUUGUUAUUAUUAUUUAGAAGAUGUGCUUCCUCGUCAUCGUUCAAAUUUGAAAAUUAUCAAAACACCUCAAUUCUUGAAGCUUCUUCUUGAUCCAGCUCCAGAAGAUGAUCACAUACCUCCACCUGAAUUUCGACCGGGUGGAUUUAAUUGGGGUAAUGGAGGUGCUGAAGAUCCACCUAUAGAUCGUAAUGAUUAAUAAUAAGUAUGUUAAUUAUGUGUUGUAUUUACAGUUUAUCUUAUUUUAUGUACAUAAUAUUUAAAAAAAAUCAAUAUUAAUAAAAGACUAAGUAUGCAAUAUCAA
Messenger RNA from Daktulosphaira vitifoliae (grape phylloxera), 1048 nucleotides. RefSeq names its product derlin-2 (gene Der-2). The transcript has 6 exons. Gene Ontology annotation, molecular function: ubiquitin-specific protease binding; misfolded protein binding. Gene Ontology annotation, biological process: endoplasmic reticulum unfolded protein response. Gene Ontology annotation, cellular component: endoplasmic reticulum membrane; Hrd1p ubiquitin ligase ERAD-L complex. The record is from RefSeq and is a predicted model, not a curated record. Bases 209 to 943 code for a protein of 244 amino acids. NCBI's taxonomy places the organism in Eukaryota, Metazoa, Arthropoda, Insecta, Hemiptera, Phylloxeridae.